Molecule: messenger RNA, 2125 nt
Organism: Leptomonas pyrrhocoris
Lineage: Eukaryota; Euglenozoa; Kinetoplastea; Trypanosomatida; Trypanosomatidae
Exons: 1
Coding region: 143-2125 (660 amino acids)
Biological process (GO): transmembrane transport
Cellular component (GO): membrane
Molecular function (GO): transmembrane transporter activity
Source: RefSeq, a predicted model, not a curated record
AGACACGAGGUGUAUAUAUAUAAAGAGGCAAAACUUCCAGUCUCUUGCGUUUUCCGUUUUCUUUUUUUUUUUAACGUCUACGAUCAUUAGCGGAAUCGACGGUACCCACCCACACACACGCACACACGCACGUGUGGCGACAAUGGCAGACUCGCAAUCCUCUGAGCUGCACCUGAACGUGUUGGCCAGUGGACCGCAGCGGCGCGUGAACGAGGUGCGGCGCUUCACCUUGCUCAUGAUCGGUUCCAUCGGCAUGAUCUGCUCUUCAUUCGGCUACGCCUUCAGUCUCGUCAUUCCCAGCAUCCAGACGAAGUACAAUUUCACGCAGCGCGAGACGGCUUCCAUUACGUGCGUUGGCCUCGUCUUUGGCUAUUGCAUGCUCCCCUUUGCUUUCCUCUUCGACUACUUCGGUCCUUUGCCGGUUGCGGUGCUCUCCGUGUUCACGUACCCGCUCGGCUGCAUACUGACGGCGCUGAGCUAUCAGAACGUGAUCAAGGGCACUGUGGUGCGUCUCUGCGUGUUUAACGCGAUGCAGAGCAUUGGUCUCUCUUUCUCGGAUCUUGUCUGCUGCAUGACGGUGCUCGCACACUUCCCGGCGAACCGGGGCCCCGUGAUUGCGCUGCUGAAGACGUGCAUUGGAUUGGGCUCCGCCAUUGUCGGUUCGUUGUACACCGGCUUUUUCGGCGGCGCCCUCACGAACUACCUGUAUUUCCUCGCUGGGCUGUCCUUCACGGUAAAUCUGAUCAGCGCGCGGACGAUGCGGUUCCCGUCCUAUCAGCUGACCGGCUACGAGGAGUCGCAUCUGAGUGCCGAGGAGAAAGAGCGUCGUGUGGCUCGCAAGGCGCAGUACCUCAAGCAGAGGCCCGUUAUGUGGCGCUUCAUCUUUGGCUUCGUGGUACUCGUCGUCCUCAUCAUAUACCUGCCGACCACCUCUGCGCUGAUCGCCUACCAUUCGCUGGGCCGGCGGGUGAAGCUCGCCUUCGGCAUCGUGACAGCGGUGCUGACGAGUCUGUUUGUGGUCAUCGCGAUCCCAUUGCCGGCGGCGGUGACGCGACACAUUUCGUGGUGCAGGCGUGAGAAUGAGAGUGACAGCGAAGAGGCGGAGGAAGAAGUCGCUGCGGCCUUCGCGGACGAUCUGCUGACCAUUGAAGACGGCCGCCGCGGCCACCCGCGCUCCUCUGCCUCCGAGAACGAGCCCUGCCAGCCGGAGAAGCGCGCGCUGCAGGCGGGGAAUGGCGUGCUGGAGGUCAGCAGCGAUGAACACGCGAGGCGUAGCCCUCACCGUGUGGUAGAGACGGAUGUGGACUACCUCGCUCCGCAGUACCAGGGCGACUUCCUGCAGAAUCUGCGCACGCCAGAGUUGUGGACGCUGUGGUGGACGCUGUUCUGUGUCAUCGGCGCCGAGUUCGUCAUCAUCUACAACGCCACCUUCAUCCUGGGCGCGCUGCAGGGCAGUAAGCCUUCCACCUCCUUAACCGCGCUGCUGACGGUGCUGAACGGCGUGGGCAGCGCCGCGGGUCGGCUGGUGAUGUCCGCUUUCGAGGUGUGGUCGCAGAAGCGCAAGGCCGAGGACCGCAUCCCCAUCACCAUCGCCUUGUUCUUCCCCACGACAACCAUCAUUGUCGCGCUGAUCUUGUUUCUCGCCUUGCCGGCUGCUGCGCUGCCGCUGCCGUACGUUGUCGCCGCCUUCGGCAACGGCUUCUGCGCUGCGUCGCAGAUCCUCGUCACACGCACCAUCUUCGCGAAGGACCCUGCGAAGCACUACAACUUCUGCUUCACCUCGACGAUGGUGGCCACCAUCGUGCUGAACCGCUUCCUCUACGGCGAGUGGUACACUGUGCAGGCCGAGAAGCAGAACCACGGCAACAACCUGUGCUUCGGUAAGGUUUGUGUGCUGAUGCCGCUGUGCGUGUUGCUUGGACUGUCCUGCAGUGCGUUCAUCACGGAUGUGUUCCUGCACCUGCGCUACCGGGCGUACAGCGUGAAGGUGCUGGCCGAGCGGGCGCGUCUGCGCGGCAAGGCGGUGACCACCGCGAAGGAAACCGAAGCCGAGCUGGGCGAGCUGGACGACGGCCUCGGCGCCGCGGCGGAGGCGGGCACGCAGCAGGCGCCCCACAAGGUCUAA